AUGAAUAUUUGUGUUUUUCUUGCGCUGCUCGGGAUCCUCUCGGUUUCCUGCAAAGAGAAAAUCAGCUCCACGUACAAGAGCAAAAUGAGUCUGUUCAGGCCGUACAUAGACAGGACCACAGGCAGGCUGCCCUUUGGCGAGAUGAAAGGAGACUGCAAUGUUGUGUCAAUUGGAGGCGAUGCAGGGGUGCAUCUGACAUCCAGCAGAGAAGGAUCCUCUGGGAGCAUUAGCUCCAAGCAUCCGCUCGAGAUGAGAAACUGGAAGAUGGAUGUGCACAUGCAGAUUAAGCCAGGCGCAAAGGGUGCAGCCAUCUGGAUAAUGAAGGACUUUGAGGCCGGCGAUCUCUUCGGAGGAAGCUCUACGUUCAACGGGAUGAUGAUAUUUUUAGCUCUGGAGAAAAACAAUUUAACGAAUAGCUAUCCCAGCAUUGGAAUAGCAACAGCGUACGGAGGAGCACCCGUUGUGCACUUUGAGAAAAAGAUAUCCUUUGUGAAAGACAGCCUUAUUAGCCUGAACUUCUGGAAUGGAACUCUGUCUGUCUCAUACGGUGGAAGAGACAAAAAGGUAAAUCUAGUUGAUGAGCUGAGUCGCUUAACUGUUGACGAUGGCAGCUUCAUCACUGUCUCAGGAGAGAUAAAAGAGGCCUUUGGGGACAUAAGUGUAAAGACGAUUUCGCUUUUCAGACUGUAUACUUCGAACAAAAAGAGCUACAGCCAGUACGAUCCUCCAAAGACAAGAUCGCUGAUGACCUGGGUUAUUUUUGUUAUUUUGAUAGGAGCAGUUGGAUACUAUCUAUACAAACAGAGAAGUAGCAAGCCAAAGCACAAGGGAAUUCUGCAGCAAUAA
Nematocida minor is the source of this 846-nucleotide messenger RNA. Its product is annotated as lectin, mannose-binding 2. The transcript has a single exon. NCBI's taxonomy places the organism in Eukaryota, Fungi, Microsporidia. Gene Ontology annotation, molecular function: D-mannose binding. Gene Ontology annotation, biological process: endoplasmic reticulum organization; Golgi organization; endoplasmic reticulum to Golgi vesicle-mediated transport. Gene Ontology annotation, cellular component: endoplasmic reticulum membrane; COPII-coated ER to Golgi transport vesicle; endoplasmic reticulum-Golgi intermediate compartment. Bases 1 to 846 code for a protein of 281 amino acids. The record is from RefSeq and is a predicted model, not a curated record.